Puccinia triticina is the source of this 669-nucleotide messenger RNA. RefSeq lists its product as uncharacterized. The transcript has 3 exons. The record is from RefSeq and is a predicted model, not a curated record. NCBI's taxonomy places the organism in Eukaryota, Fungi, Basidiomycota, Pucciniomycetes, Pucciniales, Pucciniaceae. The coding region runs from base 1 to 669 and encodes 222 amino acids.
AUGUCAACACCGCAGACAGAACUGUCAAUAGGCUUGAUGCUCUUGAUGGCGGUCCUGGAUCCUCAGUCGGAGGCAGACAACACUUCUGCCACUUUGACUUCUGACCAACAGAAUCCGUGGGAAGGCCCUUACAAAGUGUUGGCCACCGGAGCCCAAUCAAAUUCCAUGAGUCCUAAGACCAAGAAAUGCGCAGCUGACCCGCAGCCACAAUCCUGCUCCAGCAAGAAGUCCUGGAAGACUGUUAAGGAUGAAGCGGAGGAAUCAGAAGAAUCAGAUGAAGAAGAGCCAUUCAAGGAUACACCAAUAGAACUGGUACAUCACAGGACUCUCCCCCUCAAGGGUUUGAUGGUGUGGAACAAAAUCUGUUGUGCCGCACAGUACGCUUCAACGGUGGAGCAGACAAUUGAGCGCAGAAUUGAGCCAGGUGCUCAUGUCUACUGGAUGUUCUCUCAAAUCUUUGCGCAACUCAAGUUCACUUGGCAAGAAAACCGCAAAUCCGGUCAAUCUUCAGCCACCAAUAAAAGGUCAACAUUUCUGUUGGCCUUGGAAGCAUGGGUUGAUAUCAAAGAUUGCAAUACUGCUCAUUUUUGGCACAUGAUGAAUGGAUUCCGCAGGCGCCUUGGCCGCAUCCAUUCUUCAACUCAAAGUACUUCAACAUCCCCGCUUUGA